AUGGCGACCCAGACAAUCACCGACUCGACCCCCCACUCAAUCCCGAAAUGGAUUCAAGUCACCGAAACAAAGCAUGAGCUGGCCUGGGCGGAUCUAGUCACUCUUGAUCUCAACAAGUUCGACCAAGAGGGCGGUAAACAAGCCCUUGCCGCUCAGCUUUUCGACGCCGUCAACAGAAUAGGAUUCUUCUACAUCACCAAUUUCGGCCUGAGUCAAGACGAGGUCGAUCGGCAAUUCAGUCUGUGCAAACAGGUCUUCGAGCUCCCCACGGACGAGAAACUACAGUACCGCGCCGACCUCGAGAACGGCGGAUACAACGGCUACAAGCCGCUGGGCACGCGCGAAGUCAGGCCCGGCAUUCGCGACAACACGGAGAUCUACAACAUUCCGAAAUUCACUCCCCACUAUGCGCGCGCCCACCCGCCCGUCAUCACGCAGCACAGGGCCGAGAUCGAGCGGUUCGCGCGCCACAUCCAUUUCGAGAUCGUGCGGAAACUACUCGUACUGUUUGCCAUCGUUCUCGAAUUGCCCGAGGACUUUUUCCUCGCGAACCACCGCUACGACGAGAAUAGUGACUGCCAUUUUCGGUACAUGAAGUAUCACCGCCGCACGCCGGAGCAGAAUGCGGAACUGGACAAUGUCUGGGUCAAAGGACAUACGGACUUUGGUAGUUUGACACUGUUGUUCAGACAACCCGUGGCCGCGUUACAAAUACGCACCCCCGAAGGCGAGUGGCGCUACGUCAAACCGUACCCCGAAAGCAUCACCGUCAACGUCGCCGACGCGCUACAGUUCCUCACGAACGGGUUCUUGAAAAGCAGCAUCCACCGCGUAGUCGCGCCGCCGCCGGAUCAAGCCGACAUCGACCGUCACGGGGUCCUGUACUUUGUCAGGCCGGAGGACGACACGAAGCUGGUCCCGAUUGAGAGCCCGGUGCUUCGGCGGUUGGGGUACGACGAGGGUCCUCUCGACCAGGCUACCGUCGGUCUGACGGCGGGCGAAUGGGUGAGGGCGCGUGUUGCGAAGAACGUGAGCCGGCAGGGUAAGGAUGAGGAGACCAUCAUCAAGGGCGUCAAAGCCAAGUACUAUGAUUGA
Messenger RNA from Exophiala spinifera, 1095 nucleotides. RefSeq lists its product as uncharacterized. The record is from RefSeq and is a predicted model, not a curated record. The transcript is spliced from 4 exons. Gene Ontology annotation, molecular function: dioxygenase activity. The coding region runs from base 1 to 1095 and encodes 364 amino acids. NCBI's taxonomy places the organism in Eukaryota, Fungi, Ascomycota, Eurotiomycetes, Chaetothyriales, Herpotrichiellaceae.